AUGAAGAAUAUCAUGCUAUUUAUGCUUUCCUUGGUUGGCCUCACCCUCGUCUGGCUCAUUCUACUAGCAUCCACUGUAUCUUUAUCAGACACGAGAUCGUAUGAAGUUUCCAGGUCUGUUCAAAAACUUGAAAAAGAAGAAGCUUUGGAUGCAAGAAAAACAAAUUCUUCAAUUAUUCAAGCGCCAAAAGAAAUCGAAGAGAACCCGCGAAAAAUCAAGGAAGAUCAGCAGAAAAUACGGCUGGAGAAAAAUCGCGCUUUCUGCGAAAACAAAAAGUUCCAAGAUUCAAGCAAAUUUGAAUUGUAUGGAAAGUCGUCUGGAAAUGUUGGCUUCAAGACCUGUCUUGUUGCCAAAGCUGCUUCUACUUCCCUGUCGAUGGCGUAUCUUUUAGCAACUGGUCGACUUGAUUCAUCGAAAAAGUUGACCUUGGAAGAUGUCACAUCUGGCGACGAACGUUUCAACCGAAAAUGCGCAAGUUUACUCGACGGCUGCCUCGUCAAACGCUCGCCAAGGACAGUUCCCAUUUCAGAACGAGUGGUUUUCGUUCGUGAACCGAUGCAGCGUUUGUACUCUGCGUACAGGGACAAGAUUGCGAGAAUCCGCGACAGGGCUGGGUUCAAUAAAGAUCUUAACUCUCUUCAAGAAGAAAACCCUGAUGUCAUAAAUGAAGCUCAAGCUUCUGACAGAACGAUUAUUCGAGCAGAAAAAGCGGAAUAUUUGUCGAAAGAAAUGAAGGAUGAUCAUCUUGAAAUGAGGCUCAAGAAACAUCGUGCUUUCUGCCAGAAAAAGAACACUCACGCGGCGAAUUCUCGUGACUCGUUGCUAGACUUGUAUGGAAAGUCAUCUGGGAAUGUUGGCUUCAAGACGUGUCUAGUAGCCAAAGCUGCUUCUACUUCGCUGACCACAGCGCUUCUUUUAGCAACCGGUCGACUUGAUUCAUCCAAAAAAUUGACGUUAGAUGAUGUCACGGCUGGUGACGAGCGUUUCAACCGUAAAUGCACAAGUGUACAAAACGGCUGUCUCGUCAGACGGUCGCCAAAGACAGUGCCAAUUUCGGAAAGGAUCAUCUUCGUCCGCGAGCCAAUGGACCGUCUUUACUCUGCAUACAAAGAUAGAAUUGCCAGACUUCAUGACAGGCCCGGGUUCUGCUUUCUCUUGGUAGCAUGUAAGCCUUUUAUUGUUGAAAAAGUCGAGCCCGGUGGAAGAGAUUGGUACUACGAAAAAUACACGCGUUUCAUGAAGCCGAAUGCUCCAGCAACGGCCGAAUUGGCGAUCAAACAAAAUUUCUCCGUCUCUUUUGAAGAGUUUGUCAGCUGGUUAGUCUCAAACAACAAGUUUUCCGCCGACAUGCACUGGAAACCUCAAUUCACGAACUGCCAGCCCUGCCAAUACAGCUUCAUCGGUCACGUGGAAACGAUCGCGGAAGAUUUGGACGCGCUAUUCUCUCGUUUAAAAGUCUCAAAUUUGACUUCUUCGCACGUCUUCGCACAUUCCGAUUCUGUCAACCCGCAUCGAACAUCCUCAACGAAGAACAACUCAGCAAAAACAGAAACAGCGACGCUUGAAGAAAUUCUUCGCAAAUUGCCCAAAAACCACCGCGAUGCAUUGCUAUCUCAUUAUCGACAGGACUACGAGGCUUUUGGAUAUGAUCUGCCGGAUUAUUUGCUCUAG
Molecule: messenger RNA, 1671 nt
Organism: Oikopleura dioica
Lineage: Eukaryota; Metazoa; Chordata; Appendicularia; Copelata; Oikopleuridae
Source: the annotation of a GenBank genome assembly